UGACCUGAGAAUACAGGCGCGUAUUUCAUAAUCCAUCUUGCGCAUUUGACGCGGUGGAGACCUGCUGCUGCUGUGAAACGGUACCUCUCGCUUGGACCUUUGGCACGGAUAUGAAUUUGUUUUUACUGUUUUCUCUUUACUAUUUUUACGCGAUCAACUAAAUGAGACAUGUCCGCUCAGGGGCUCUUAAGCAGUGUUUUUUCAUGCUCACUAAGCCCCAAAAGUAUUUCCAAGCGGAGACUGAGGCAGACCAGGAGUUUGGAGUCGGCGUUGAUGCGGCACUAUGGCACCGAAGCUGAGGAGACACCGUAUAAGGGUGAAUUCACCUGGAACAGCACAUUAGGACGGAACGUUUGCCUGAAGCCCGUCCCUCUGCAGAGCCUCUCAGAGCUGGAGAGGGUUCGUCUGCAGAAUGUUGCCUUCAGGCGACUGCUUCAGUGUCAUGACCUGGGCUGCCACAUCACCAUCCCUAAAUAUGGCCAUAAGUACAAGAAGUCUCUUAGGAAGAAGUUUGAUUCAUUAUCAAAAGAGAAGAGUAAAGACAAAGAGACCACACCACAGGCGUUUGGCAUACCGCUGUCACAUGUCAUAUCCAACGACCGCAUACACAAGCUGAGGCACGAUCACCUGCGGGAGGAACACAGCAACCCUACUGAAUUGAUGCUAUCCUUCCUUCACCUGUCCUCUAGCUUCAAAAAAGCUAACAAAGAGCUCUCCAGCAGCAACUCUUCCCUGAGCUCCACCUCUGAGACCCCUAAUGAAUCUAGUCUGCCCAGCACAACAGACAUUGCCCCACGGACAUGCAGGAGGGGCGGAGUGUCUGUGGACUGCAUCACUGACCUUGAUGAUAACCAGUCUCGGCUAUUGGAGGCCCUUCAGCUGUCUCUGCCAGACGAGGCAGCUGGUAACAGGGAGAAGCACCACGACAAAAAGCUCAGCCUUAACCCCAUUUACAGACAAGUUCCUAGGAUAGUAGAUCUCUGCUGUGAGCACCUGGAAAAAUAUGGCUUGCAGACGGUUGGAAUUUUCCGUGUUGGGAGUUCCAAGAAGAGAGUACGACAGCUUCGUGAGGAGUUUGAUCAGGGAUGGGAGGUACACAUGGAUGAGGAACACAGUGUCCAUGAUGUAGCUGCUUUGAUAAAGGAGUUCCUCAGAGACAUGCCUGACCCACUGCUGACAAGAGAACUCUACACAGCCUUCAUCAACACAAUCUUGCUGGAAUAUUCAGACCAGCAGAGUGCCAUCCAGCUCCUGAUAUUUUUGCUUCCUCCUUGUAACAGCGACACACUGCAGCGCCUCCUCUGCUUAUUGUCCACUGUGUCCACACAUGCUGAAGACAGCCUGGACAGUGAGGGACAGGAGAUUACAGGAAACAAGAUGACAUCACUCAAUUUAGCCACCAUCUUUGGACCCAACCUCUUACACAAGCAGAAGAACUCAGACAAAGAGUUUGCAGUCCAAAGUUUUGCCCGUGCAGAGGAAAGUGUAGCUAUAAUCAGCGUGGUUCAAAAGAUGAUCGAUACAUAUGACACGCUAUUCAUGGUUUCCGCAGAACUGCAGAAUGAGGUGCUAAUGAGUUUGCUUGAAACUGAUCCUGAUGUUGUGGAUUAUUUGCUACGGAGGAAGGCUUCUCAGAGCAUGGAGCCGGGCCUUCUUAGACCAGAGGAGUCUUUCUCCCUGUCAGAGAGAUGCUUAUCCAAGGACUCCCUCAAAGCAUCAAGUGGAGAGGUGUCUCCUUAUGACAAUAACUCCCCUGUGAUGUCAGACCAUCUGCUGUGUAAAUACCCAAAGGACGAUAGUUUAAUCUCAGAUGGGGUCUCCAGACUUUCCAGGCAAUACGUAUUCAGUGACAAUUCAAAAGAUCGAUCUGGCAGCACUUCCCCUAGUCCUUCUACUGACAAAGAGGCCUCAGCUGAUUGUUUCUGGGACACCUGGCAUGAAUUGUUUGGAAAGGAUUUUAUUGGCCAUCACAUAACUGGCUCUCUUGGAGACACAUCAGAAUGUGACUCGUAUGGAUCAUCAGAGGGGCUGAGCAGUCACCAAGGCAACAACAAGCUGCCUGUCAGGCCAUCACAAACACCGUUGGGUGUUUUGGAAUGCAGGCCACACCUCCCAGUGACUCGCAGCAGCAGUGGUCCUCAUGACCAGAGAGAGCAGAGGAGACAGCCAGACUCUUCAUUACAUCAGUCACUGAGCAGCCAAUCAAAAUCCAUUAGCUCAGACUGCUCAGCACAAAGGACAGGAUGCCUUGCAUAUCCAUUACCUGCAGACAGGACAGACAAGUUGUCUCCCCUUCGGUGUUCUGGACCUUUAGGAGAAACUUCUGUCUCUCACACCACACCAUCAGUUUUCCCACAUCAGCCUGACCAUCAACCCUUAAAACUGCCUCAGCAAAGCCCUGCCCUCCAGACUGUAGAUAAAACAGGUGCUUCAAGGCCUGGUGGGGAAAAAGACUCUGAUACCUCGAACUGGCAGACAGAGAGGUGGCAUGUAUGGCAGAUGGUGUCAAAUGAAAACCCUGAAGCCCUGUCUGAAACCUUAGUGUGAUGCAUCCUGCACUAAUAAACUGAACUGUGGAUGUGGAUGGGGACCUGAUUUCUGCAACAUCAUCACACGAUUAUCGUCUUGUCUAUUUGAUAUGUUGUGGAAAAUUAACAACACUUAAUAUGCCGGGGUGCUCAAUUAUUUUUUUAUCUGAAGAAUGAUUUUUCCUGUUUAUUUUACUAUCUUGUAAUAUAAUUAAAUAAUGAAAGCUUAUUUGCCACACCAUCAUCAAAAACUUAUAUUUAGACUUGAAUGUCAGACUUGGACUUGAAUGUUUUUUCUGAAUGUAAAAAUACAAAUUUUCUUUAUUUUGUGAUAUAGCUUUAAAGUAUCAUGAUGUAUAUAUUUUAGUUAAAUGAGGACUGAAAUGCUGCAAUCUGAUGGAAAUGCUGCAGUCUGUGUUAUCGUCCAUGAUUUAUUUUUUCCCAGGCAACUGAAACUGGAGUGCAUGUUUUUUUUUUUUUGUUUUUUUUUUUUGUUUUUUAAAUGAGUCAUUUCAUAAAGUAAAUUGUCACAUUUCAACACUUAUUUUCCAUUUGCUGCCACCCAGGAAUCAUUCUCACAAUUUACAGUUAUUCAUUCUUCUUGUUGAUGCAAUGCAAUAAACUAAUUUUUUAAAUAUUAUAUCUUGUUUUUUCUACUAAUCUCAGCCUUUCUUGUUUCAUCCAGUUGUUUUCCUCUUUUUAGCAAACAAGCAGCAACUGUGAGCUUCUUUGCAGCUUAAUGACAGCUGGCCAUUGCAUCAUGAUAUUAUGGCCAGUUUGCUGCAAACAUAAGAAAACUGAAUAAUAAAAAUAGAAGUUAUGGCUUCUCUACAGUAAUGGCA
This is a messenger RNA of Melanotaenia boesemani (Boeseman's rainbowfish), 3370 nucleotides long. RefSeq names its product rho GTPase-activating protein 6-like. The transcript is spliced from 13 exons. The record is from RefSeq and is a predicted model, not a curated record. The coding region runs from base 169 to 2547 and encodes 792 amino acids. Gene Ontology annotation, biological process: signal transduction. NCBI's taxonomy places the organism in Eukaryota, Metazoa, Chordata, Actinopteri, Atheriniformes, Melanotaeniidae.